UCUACUUCCAGUAUCCCCCUGCCAUUUGAAGGCUGUAGCAGUUUGUGGCUUUCCAAGCAAAAAUCAUACAUCUGUUCGCUUCUUUAAAUAGGUUUUCCAGUUGAAAGGGAUGUUUCGUAGAAAGCUUACAGCCUUAGACUAUCACAACCCUUCUGGAUUUGACUGUAAAGAUGAAACUGAAUUCAAAAAUUUCAUAGUUUGGCUGGAAGAUCAAAAAAUCAGACACUACAAAAUUGAAGAACGGGGAAAUCUCAGGAAUAUUCCAAGCUCAGACUGGCCUAAACAUUUUGAAAAGUACCUUCAAGAUGUGAACUGUCCAUUCAGCGCUCAGGAAAGACAGGAGACUGUUGACUGGCUACUGGGUCUUGCUGUUCGUUUUGAGUAUGGAGACAAUGUGGAGAAAUAUCGAAACUGCAAACCUGCGACGGAGGCCAGUGAUGAUCAAAAGUCUGUAGACCCAUUAAUUAAUCUGGACAGUAACAAUCCAGAUUUUAAGGCUGGUGUAUUGGCUCUUGCUAAUCUACUCAAAAUUCAGCGGCAUGAAGACUAUUUGGUAAUGCUUAAAGCCAUUAGGAUCCUGAUACAGGAACGUCUGACCCCUGAUGCUAUUGCAAAGGCCAGUCAAUCAAAAGAGGGUUUACCAGUGGCUCUUGACAAGCAUAUUUUAGGAUUUGAUACUGGAGAUGCGACUCUGAACGAAGCGGCCAGGGUUCUUCGCCUGCUUCACAUCGAGGAGCUCAGAGAGUUGCAAACCAAUAUCAACGAGGCCAUCGUGGCAGUUCAGGCCAUCAUCGCCGACCCCAAGACAGAUCACCGCCUCGGAAAGGUGGGCAGAUAAAAACGUCUGCCUGGAGCUUGCCACAGAGACCACAAGACAUGCUCUGUGAAGUAUACUUGUUUUCAUUAACCACACCACAGGUAUUUUGUUUGAAUUCAAAAACUUGAGUGUUUUUUUUUUCUUUAUCAUUCAUUUUCUUUGCCCUGUAAUUGAAAAAAGGCAAAGAUUUAUUAUAAAAUGUAAUUUCAUUGUAGCCUUAUGCAGAGGCACUUAUGAAAUGUCACAGGGGUUUCCAUAAAAAGUUGGACUAUUUGUUUUUGUUGCAUAAUAAACCUUAAUGCAACGCAGAAAAGUUUUGUAGGCAGACUGUAAGUUUGUUUUACCCUGGAGCAAGAAAUUCAACCUGUUCUGCUUUAUACCUCCAACUGUGCAUUCUGUAUUUAAAAAA
Molecule: messenger RNA, 1226 nt
Organism: Sinocyclocheilus rhinocerous
Lineage: Eukaryota; Metazoa; Chordata; Actinopteri; Cypriniformes; Cyprinidae
Product: UPF0568 protein C14orf166 homolog
Exons: 8
Coding region: 110-838 (242 amino acids)
Source: RefSeq, a predicted model, not a curated record